This is a messenger RNA of Lactuca saligna, 872 nucleotides long. The record is from the annotation of a GenBank genome assembly. Lineage: Eukaryota; Viridiplantae; Streptophyta; Magnoliopsida; Asterales; Asteraceae.
AAAAAUAUAUGAAAGUAUAAAAAAAAAAAAAAAAACAUAAACCGGGUUGACCCGGUUUUAAAACUUUGAAUGCAGGGCAACAAGGAGAGAUUUUGUGCUCCUAAAAAACGCAGAUGCAGGGCUCCAUGGCUUCUUCCGUCUUUUCUCUGCCUUGGUUACUUACAACGCCCAAAGCUCAAAGACAAAGACCCGCUCUUCUUCCAUGCCCUAAUUUCAUUCAACCUCACUUAACCUUCAAAUUUCCCAGAUUAGGGAUUUCUUAUUCAAAAAGAAAGGAAUCAAGACUUGUGAUUUCUUGUUUGGUUGAAGAUAAUCCUGAAGCGUGUCAAGAAUCAAAUCCCGGAGCAACAAUAGACCUCAAACUCCCAAGAAGAAGCUUGUUAUUACAUUUUACAUGCAAUUCUUGUGGUGAAAGAUCAAAAAAGCUCAUAAACAGAUUAGCUUAUGAAAAAGGGACAGUUUUUGUACAGUGCACAGGGUGUUUGCAGUAUCACAAACUUGUUGACAAUCUGAAUCUUGUGGUUGAAUAUGAUUUAAGGGAGGAAACAGAUAUGAGUUCUGAUACAACAGAUCAAGUUUAGGAAAUCAACAUGAAUUUAUAUUUAUGUUGUAAAUUUUGAUCUGGAUUUUGCUUUUGCAUAGAUAUAUAUUUAUUUGCAAGGAGUUUUGAAUCAUAUAAUGUUUGGAAAACAUACAACUUGAUAAAAGGAGAAUCCAAUGAACAAAAAUGCUAACUUUUAAUUACAUCUUCACUGGAGAGUGUACCUCUUUUCAAUGUGUGGAAAUCACACUUUGACCAUUGGAAAAUGUAUCUAUUUUUUUUUUUUUUUUUGUCAAUAUAAUCAACCACUUAGAUUCUAGCAAAUGUUUUG